Adineta ricciae is the source of this 1149-nucleotide messenger RNA. NCBI's taxonomy places the organism in Eukaryota, Metazoa, Rotifera, Eurotatoria, Adinetida, Adinetidae. The record is from the annotation of a GenBank genome assembly.
AUGAUGAACGGAAUCAAGCACGAAUUAGUGGGCUCGGCAUCGGCAGCAGCUGCUGCAGCCGCAGUCUAUCCAACACCUCUUCUCUAUACUCCAACGCCAUCAUGGAUGGGUCCGGACAAUUUUUCGGAAAUGAACAGUUUUGGUCUCUAUCAUCCGCAUUCGUAUUCGACCGGCUAUGAUCGACAUCACCAUCAUCAUUCGGUAUCAUCAUAUUCAUCCUUAGCCGCAGCAGCAGCAUCCUAUCGUAAUUCCAUAUCUCCAUUGAACAACGAUUUCAAGAAUGAAAAAGUCGAACCGUACAUUCCAAACUCCAACUCCAUACAUCAUAGUCCUGUUCAUUGUGUUCCAUCGACAUCCGCUAUAAUGCCUGGCAAACCUUCAUUUAAUUCCAUUGAUGAAGAAAAAAACUCCUCGACAUCGUCGUCAACGUCCAAACUAGCUGAUACUGACGAACAGCAGCAACAGCAAUUACUAGCACGUGCGUCUCCUCCACCAGUAUCGAACAAUAAAACGAAAAAGCCAAGCAAUUCUCAUGAGAUAUCUACGGGAGGGAAGAAACGUAAACGACGCAUUCUAUUUACUAAACAACAAAUCGCAACACUUGAACAGCGUUUCAAUGCUCAACAUUAUCUAUCUGCACCGGAAAGAGAACUACUUGCUAAACAUAUUGGUUUAACUGCAAAUCAAUGUAAAAUCUGGUUUCAAAAUCAUCGAUACAAACUAAAACGAGCCAAACAAGAAAACUCAUCCAAAGGUGUUUCUUCGUACACCGAUCUUUGUUUUGAUCCAAAUAAUUCUUCUCCACCACCGUCUACCCAACAACCGAUUCGUCGUGUACCUGUUCCAUUACUUGUUCAAGACGGUAAAUCGCUCUACGGUCCACCAGCUUCUUCCUCGUCUCCAAUAUCUUCCUCAACAUACGGGACCAUUCUUAAUGAUACAACUCUGUCAGGUACAACCACAUCAACUAAUCCUUCUUCCUCAUUUGAUACAUCAGCAUAUAAUGUCUACAUGCAAUCCAUCGGUUAUCAUCCUCAUCAUCAUCAAUAUCCAACAUUGAAUAGCCAAUUCCAUAGUUCAUAUGAAAAUUGUUUUCGACAACAGCAACCUGGUCAAACGGCAGCUUGGUCAACAAGUCCUUGGCCAUAG